UCCAUUCCAACAACAGACAUAAACCAAAAGAGAUAAAGACGAAAAAGAAAAGGAAGAUCUUAUCUGCCUGGGUCACACCUGUGGCUCGUACCGUCCCAUGUGAGAGGGUCUAAGCCGCGUAUUCAACGCCUCGAUAAGAUCUGUUUUUAAAAACACUUGUUCUCGGCACCUUUAGAAUUUUUGGUUGUCUGGUUAGUUAGGCCCCAACGUGACUGACGAAAAGGGUGUGUUUGCCAUGAAGAACUUCUCAAGUUGAUCUCACUCUUUAACUUGUAUUCUCUCCAAUUACCCACAAUAUCAACGUCUCUCCUUUUUCUCUCUUCCAGGGGUUCUAAUUUUUUUUUUUUUCGCCCCCUCCUUUCCAAUUAUUCUCCACACUUCACAAUUUAGCGUCUACGGUUCUGGCUGAUCAUCAAUCACCUUCCAACUCUAACCCGCCACUAGCCGCUUGCCUAAGGAGCAAAGGCUUGUUUCACGAUACACCCCCAACGAAGCGGUAGACAAACCCACCGCAAACCGAUUCGCGGCCAUUGUGCCUUGAUGGUCUAGACCCUGGCGGUUGGACAAGAUGGCGAUGCCUGCCAUGGGUAGCGAUUUUCAGCUGUUCUCCCCCGCUCAGUCUUCCGACAGAAGAGAAUCACAGACAGACUCCAUGACAUUUCCACAGUCAUCCCCAGAGGAUUCCGGUCAGGAUUGGACGCAAUGGAUGAGAUGGGAUGACAAUUCUUUCCAAGAGACGGCCAGCGAUCUUCCGCACUCCCCGUUCGAUUUCUCAUUUAUCUCGCCCAGCACCUCGAUCGGCAAGCAGAGUACCGGUGGUAUUCAGAAAUCCGAAUUCUCGCCCGAUAUUUCACUCGACUGCGUGACGAAUCUUCCAUUUGACUCCUUCCUUGGUCAGGAUGAUUGUGGCGGGCUUCCCCUUCACCGUAGGUCAAAUGUCAGCACAGAUAUGCUGUCUGCUCAGUCAACGACGUCCGGAUCACCUAUAUCCCUAGCGGGUGUCAAACGUAAGUCCGGAAGCGAUGACGACGGAUCGACCGUCAGCGGUCCACCUCCGACUGGAAAGAAGAUGCCAUCUAAGAAACGAGCCCACAACGUUAUUGAAAAACGAUACCGAGCCAACUUGAAUGAAAAAAUUGCCGAGCUCAGAGACAGCGUGCCCAGUCUACGAGCUUCCAGGCAUCUAGUCGACGAUGAUGACGCGGAGGGGACUACGCCAGCCAACAAGUUGAACAAGGCCUCUAUUCUCUCUAAGGCAACGGAGUAUAUCCGACACCUGGAAAUCCGCAAUAAACGGUUGGAAGACGAAAAUACUGCUCUCAAGAAUAGACUUCGUCAAGUGGAUAAGGCUGUCGACCAGACUGUGACAUCUGCGGCAUCAGUCUCUUCACCUAGCAAUUACACCGAGUCCGGUGCUAGCUCGUCUCCUAGCGUCUUCUCGAACGCGGAGGAAGUUCCUAGUGACCCUUCUCCGAGCUCCCUCCACCCACCGGAAGGUUUGAUCAAGGUGCCAGAUGCCUUCAAACAAAUGCGGGCGGCGACCCCAAGAGAUGAGUCAUGGUCACAGUCUUAUAUCCAGUAUCCAAGCAGUGGUAGUAAUGGACCUCCACAGGCUGGGGGCCACAAACGCUCUCACUAUCCUAACAAAUACAUGCUAGGUGCUCUUGCCGGUCUCAUGGUAUUUGAGGGGAUGAGUUCGGAGAAGAAGACCGAGUCAACUGCAAAAGGGCUCCUAGCUGUUCCAUUCAACCUGUUCAAUAACAUACAGUCACCGCAGACCGCAUAUUUGGCAGCAAUUGUUCGGAACUUUUGGUACUCAUGGCAUGCCCGCGCUAUUUCUCACUUCCUCAUCCUUGCUACUCUCGUUGUCGGGAGCGCAUUCAUCGUUUUUGUCUAUCUGUUCAACUCCGGCGGCCCUGGACUACAGUCCUCUAAAACAGCAUCUGCCACAUUAUCAUCUAGUAACUUCCGCCGACAGGCUUGGCUGACUAGCAUCCAGCGGGUGGGAGUGCCCCGACACACGUUUUUCCAUGAGUGGUAUGUCGUCACGUCGCGAUGUUUUGAGUACGUCUUGCGAUGCCUACUCGGAUGGAAACUCUACUCUUGGGCCACGGGAGUUACCGAAGAGGAUGAAAACGGCCGAGUCAAGACGUGGGACAUCGCGAUCGAUGCGCAACUCGCCGGAGGUGAUGCGGAGGUCAGCAAAAGUCGUCUCGUUUUGACCAUCUUUGCUGCUGGCACUCUCCCUCGAAGCCCAAUGAGAAUGAUGUUAAAAGCCCUCCAUGUGCGCAUUUUGCUUUGGCGUGUGGGAGAUCGCGGCUCGUGGACUUUUAACGUCUCGAACGACGUUGGCCGUAGUCUGGCACGGUAUCAGUGGGAUCUUGCCCGAAAGAUGAAUUCCUCUCUGCCAAAGGAUCACCCAGAUGCCCUGCCCAGCCAUCUCGCUGCCUUACUGGACCUUGAUAGUGAGGCGGUUAUGAUUGAUAGUGUCAUCCAAAGGGCCGCAAACCUUACUUGGAACUGUCCAACCCAAGAGGGGACUGAUGGUGAUGAAGCUCUUCUGGAUGUUGUGGAAGAGGAUCCCGCCAUCCAAUCCUCUUUAGAUGCGCUUGCCGCCUGGUGGUCUAGCCAUCUGUUGCAACGCGCCCUUCUGAAAUACUUCGAGGCUAGUUCUGGUGGUCAAGACAGGAAGAAGAGCCGUGACCUUUUCAAGUCGAAGAUUAAGACAGCUCUCAACGUAGCGCCCCAGCCAUCCGCAGCUCAUACACGUGCUCUGGUUAUGCAAGCCGUUUUCUUUGAACAGGAUCGCGUCGCUAACAUUAAUCUGGUUCUUUCCGCACUGCCUAAGGACAAGGGAAUGAACAAGAAAGCGCAAGCUUCAAAUUUUCUCGAUUCUUCUCUACCGGUAUCUGUCCGCGAUGAGAUUAAUAUUGCCGUUCGCUGCGCUAUGAUCGCGGCUAUCUUCACAGCAAGGACAACCGGAGAUACGUCUCUUCCCGCAUCGUUUACGAUGCAGAAAGCUAUUUCCUGGUUUAACCAGCUGCCUCUGGACCCGGUGGAGUUAACUCUUCUGGGAUUUGCAGCGACAUAUCAUCUUUUACACGUUUUGGCUUCCGACACAGACUACCUGAACUCCUCGGAUUCUUCGGCUCCCUCUUCCCCCGUGCCCAGACAUCUCUCUUUGUCCUCUGAUGAUGACUCGGACAGACCAACUCCAAUCCAAGGGCAGAAAUGUUCGCCGCCGCUGAUUCCUAACCUAAGCCGUGUGGCCUCGGAGCUUUCGUACUGGGCAAAGAACGCCUAUAAUCCGACUUUUUAUGGUUUCACGUCUCAUCUCGUGGGAGUGGUUGAGUCUGAAUGCAAAUCAUUGUGCCAAAGCGCGGGAGUCGAUGUCGCCGACUACUCUCGCAUCCAAGAGGAGAGGCGGGAAGCAACAAGGAAUAAAGACCAAAAGAAGAAGAAGAAGCAGCAGCAGAAGCCAUCUAAGAAAUCCAAGGAGGGUUUGCGGCCAGGUAGACAGGUGACCCCUAGCAGCCAGCCCACCCAAUGUCCUAGUCCAGAAAGUCCACGUGAACCCGUGACUUGAACGGAUAGAGGCUAUCUUCGUAUGCAUGUAUUAUGGGCUAUGUCGCUGUCUACGGGUUGGGUGGCCUCCUGGCUUUUUACUUCGGAUAUUUGGUAUUACGCGAUGCGCUGCUUCUGGUAUCAGGGUGUAUUUUGCGAGUGAUGGAACACGGGUAUCGGAAUAUAAACAACAACUAUCGGUCUCUGGCGUUCUUCGGUUAAUUUCCGGCCUGUUUAUGUAUCUUCUCUCCGGUGUUAUAAAAGCCGAAUUAGACUAAAGCAGUCCCUCCCCUAUUUUUGUUGUUUGCCUGUGUAUAAUGCCUAAUAACAUGUAUCGCUUACAAGUCACCGUUCGAAGAGUCCGACCGAUUCUGCUCACACCCGUCGACCUUGCCCUGUUUGCUACGUCCUCAUCUGGGAAAUGAGGUUAGGUUAGUGAUUUGUGUUCAACCUCAUCUAAUCUUUUUCUACCUCUAGAGUGGGCAAUACCUUAUACCAGGUGCCCGGAUCGAGUCUGGGACCCAUGCUGCAUGCGGGAAGGAAUGUGUGGC
This is a messenger RNA of Aspergillus alliaceus, 4115 nucleotides long. RefSeq names its product basic helix-loop-helix domain-containing protein. Gene Ontology annotation, biological process: SREBP signaling pathway; positive regulation of transcription by RNA polymerase II. Gene Ontology annotation, molecular function: protein dimerization activity. NCBI's taxonomy places the organism in Eukaryota, Fungi, Ascomycota, Eurotiomycetes, Eurotiales, Aspergillaceae. The transcript is spliced from 2 exons. The record is from RefSeq and is a predicted model, not a curated record. The coding region runs from base 569 to 3586 and encodes 1005 amino acids.